CUCAAGCCUUCAACAUCGUUCUUGGAUCGCCAGGACCGCCUGUGCUCUUCCUGAAUAGCUGGGGGAUCGCCUGUCCUCGUCUACUUGGCUCGUAUCACGCAGGAUGCGGACCUCGUUCUCACUAGAGAGGACGCAGGCGGACGUUUGGUGGGCGCGUUCCUUCUCGGAGCAGGUUGCCUCUGGGUAUCACAAAGAUUCUGGACAAAGAGCUUUUGUUCGCUUUAUGACAGAUCGCUGGGUUCAAGGCCGAUACGGGUUCCCCAAGCUGAUGCACCACUGCAUCAAGCCUGAAGUCCAUGUCGUGGUAAGCUUCUUGGGUAUUCUUGGGGAUCACGAUCAAUCAUGGUGUUUUCAGACGGUGCGCAAGAAGAAUGACAAUGCGUUUAUCUUGACUGAUGAGUUUGACUCAUAGUCAAACCGUCUUCUUCAGUGAUGACAAUGCCAGGACGCAUAGGUUAGUCUGCCUGACCGUAUAAGUUCUGCAGUCAGCUGUCCGGUGACAACCAACUGAACGAUGGCACCAAUGGCAGACCCGCUCGCCCAUCGCUUCGGAUGUGCAAUCUACAAAUUGGAUCUCCGUUGAACGCUGCAAGAAUCUCGCGCCGAUGAUCCUGCACACUGCGCCGCUUCUUCGUUUUCCAGCCGUACGUUAGUGCCCAGCGUGCAUUGGCUGAGCAACGCAAGCACGAACAGGAAGACGUUUGCGACCUCUGCCGAUCUCGAUUCAGCGUCACCGGAAAGGUUUCCCUUCGAACCAGGCGUGCGCACUCUGUACCCAGCUCACAGUCGCAUCCACGGAAACGCCUGUCCCACGCCCCUAUGACAUUGUGAUCGGACGCAAAAGUUUCUCCCGGACUGCGUCAGCGGUUGGUCUACCACAGACGUUCUCAAGUCUGGUAGAUCUUCACGGUGCAUGAGAUCUGCCAAUCACGGCUUGCCAUUUUCCUCACAUCUCGCAUCGUGCAUCGCCCUCAGCUACGCCUCUCGUCCGUCCAAGCUCCCAAUAGCUCGUGCACGCCAUUUUCCGUAGCCUUGCAGAUUUCUUGUCCUUUACCCACCUUCGAAAACGGUCAGCGGGACGGCCCUUAAAAAUCCUUCGCCAGCAAGCAUGGACGGGGAUCCAGGUUGGAACAUUCCCUCAACUUUGUGCUCCAUCCUAUUGGCCCGCCCUGCCCAGCGUGCUUUGUUUUUUGCUUCAAGAAGGUGUUGAAGCAGCUACUAGACAUCGACUUUUAACUUGGCCCCGUUGGGCCUAUCCUGCACGAUGGCUCGAGAUGAAGCUCCCGAAGGAGAAUUCUCGAUAUGGAAACCUAUCAAGAAGAGCAUAUGGACACUAUCUGGGGGUUAUUACGCCGCAACUUAUAUCCCAGACAGCCAUGGUUUGCCGCCUCCUGUGAAGCGAUUUACACGCCCCUAAUCACCGACAGAUCCUCUUGGAGCUGCUGUUGCCGAAACAGUCCGUCACGGACCGUUCUUCCUCAUGAUUCGCGACAUUUGGGUGUGCAUCACCAUGUUCACACUGUUCCCAGGCGUCGUAACGCCCUUCUGGAGUUCAAGCCCGGACGACGAGUUCUACAUGGGCUCAUACAGAAAUGUCGCUGGUGUCUGCUUGCUAGGCUUUGCUAGUUGCUUUGGCGUUCUUCUAGUAAUCGUUUGCAUCCCAUUGUUCAUGUUCCUUCCAGGUCCUGUCAGCGCGCUGGUGUUUGUUACCGGUCAAGUUCUCUUACAUCUCCUCUGCUUCCCACUUCAAGGCCCUUCGCAAGUGUGGUCGAAACGACCUGAGGACUCAGAGACAAUCCAGAAGCAUGCACGCAAUGCCAACGAAAGAUGGUUCUUCCUAAAUGGAUGUUGCGUGUCCGGCUAUAAUCUGCAGCAAAACGUAGACUUGUUGUCCCGCACCUUUGGAAGACCUGUCUUCGCCAUCCACAACCGUACGUACGGCGUGUUGGGUGAUCUUUUUGAAUGCAUUUUGCAAAGGUCCUUCAACCUGUUCACCGAGGAGACCCGCGUGUGUUAUGAGUAUGUCAAAGCGUACUGCACAGACCCAGAGGUCAAAAAGGUGGUCUUGAUUGCACAUUCGCAGGGCUGCAUUAUGGCCAGUCAAAUCUUGGACCAGCUUUACGUGGAUAUACCGGCGUCAGCGGUGUCGAAGCUCGAGGUAUAUACAUUUGGCAAUGCCGCUUCCCACUUCAAUAACCCCCUGCGUACCAUGUCACAAACGCCAACGAUCGACGCCCGCGACGCGAUGGACGGCCUCUUUUUACCAACAAAGGAAACAGGCACGAAGCCUAAAGUGAAGGAAGUGCUACCCGAGCGGAUCAUCCCCUAUAUCGAGCACUACUGCAACAGCGAAGACAUGGUGACCCGUUGGGGAGCGCUCUAUUCCGCAAAACAAAUCCUGCAGAACCGCUUCUGCGGACACAUCUUCAUCAACGACGGACAGAGCGGUCACAUGCUCAACCAGCACUACCUGUCGAAGAUGUUCCCGAUACCCGAAAAGCGUGAAAAGAUGGUCAACGGUGUUGACGAGGAGAACGGGGCUGUAAAUGGGCGCGUUACGGGUCAAGUUCCCUUCCUUGACCGUGUCAUUCGACUCGACACCGCGACUGUCACGCAGCGCAAACAGCAGGCUGUGCACCAGCUCGCGAUCAUGCGCCAUGACUCCGCGCUGCAGGACUAUGACGACCACUCGCACUCAGCGCUCAAAUCGGCGGUGAACGACAUCCACUGUUCCAUGUCCGCAUCGGGCAUCACUGAGCAGGACUUGGAUGAGAAGCUCAACCUCAGGCUAGGAGAGGGGAAAAUGUUGACAAGCAAGGACUUGAGCGGUGCGGAGGGCAGUCGGAUCAGCGUGGUACACAAUCAUACGUAUGAUGACGUCCCGUCUGGAAGGACUGUGAGGCAGCUGAGCCGGCUGUGGAGGUACAUGGACGGGGCGGAUCCAGACAGCAGACACUGGGUCAAGUGACUUGCGCGCCCUCGUCACCAGAGAAUCUGAACGCGUAUGAUCAAGAAAAUGACGAGCCGCUCAACCCAAC
Molecule: messenger RNA, 3038 nt
Organism: Verruconis gallopava
Lineage: Eukaryota; Fungi; Ascomycota; Dothideomycetes; Venturiales; Sympoventuriaceae
Exons: 3
Coding region: 1481-2968 (495 amino acids)
Source: RefSeq, a predicted model, not a curated record